AUGGCCAGUGCUUCUGUAUUUUACGAUGAGUUCAGCUGUUCUAUCUGUCUGGAUCCGCUGAAGGACCCUGUGACUGUUGCCUGUGGACACAGUUUCUGUUUGAACUGCAUUACAGGCUGCUGGGAUCAAGAAGACCAGAAGGGUGUUUACAGCUGCCCCCAGUGCAGGGAGACCUUCACUCCAAGACCUGUUCUACGCAGAAACACAAUGCUGACUGAUAUGCUGGAGAAGCUGAAGAAGACUGAAUUCCGAUCUGAUGUCACAGUUUCUUCUGAUGUCAAACCAGGCGAUGUGGAGUGUGAUUUCUGCACUGGGAGGAAACAUAAAGCCAUCAAGUCAUGUCUAUCAUGCCUGGUUUCCUAUUGUGAAGUUCAUAUUCAGCCUCACUAUGAGGUGCCUCGCUUUAGCAAGCACAAGCUGGUGAAUGCCACCUCACAGCUACAGGAGAAGAUCUGCUCUCAGCACAACAGGAUCAUUGAGGUGUUUUGUCGCAAAGAUCAGAAGUUAAUCUGUAUGCUCUGUUCCAUGGAUGACCAUAAUGGACAUGACACUGUUUCAGCUGUAGCAUAACGGGCCGAGAAGAAGAACAAGUUGGCAGAGAUGAAGGUGGAGAACCAGACACAGAUCCAGCAGAGAGAGAAGGAGCUGCAAGAGGUCAACCAGGCCCUGCAAACUCUAAAGGCCUCUGCACAGGAAGCUGUUGAUGACGCUGAGAGGAUCUUCACUGAGCUGAUCAGCUUCAUGGAGCAAAAGCGCUCUGAGGUGACUGAGUUGAUCAGAGCUCAGGAGAGGGCAGAGGUGAGUCGAGCUGAAGGACUCCUGGACCAGCUGGAGUUGGAGAUCACUAAACUGAAAAGCAGAGAUGCUGAGAUGGAGAAACUUCUACUGAAAGAGGAUCCUGUUGAUUUCCUCCAGGUAAAGUCACCAACCCUGAAGUCAUUUUGUAGGCGUUUCUGGGUAACAUUACAAUGUUAG
Molecule: messenger RNA, 975 nt
Organism: Alosa alosa (allis shad)
Lineage: Eukaryota; Metazoa; Chordata; Actinopteri; Clupeiformes; Clupeidae
Product: E3 ubiquitin/ISG15 ligase TRIM25-like
Exons: 3
Molecular function (GO): zinc ion binding
Source: RefSeq, a predicted model, not a curated record